Messenger RNA from Thunnus maccoyii (southern bluefin tuna), 2223 nucleotides. It is a transcript of the gene adprm, whose product is annotated as ADP-ribose/CDP-alcohol diphosphatase, manganese-dependent. The transcript is spliced from 3 exons. Bases 163 to 1356 code for a protein of 397 amino acids. Gene Ontology annotation, molecular function: ADP-ribose diphosphatase activity; 2',3'-cyclic-nucleotide 2'-phosphodiesterase activity; manganese ion binding. The record is from RefSeq and is a predicted model, not a curated record. NCBI's taxonomy places the organism in Eukaryota, Metazoa, Chordata, Actinopteri, Scombriformes, Scombridae.
GGAAGAGAAUAAAAACACCUUCUCUACACAUGCGCCAGGUGAGGACAUCGCGUUACGAUGAAUAGGCGGGCAUUUUGUUAUAUCAUAUCCAUGUUUUCUAAUGAUCUCUGAUCUUCACUGUCAGGUUUGCUGACAGUAUUAUUUUGAGGGACACAGCCGGAAAUGAUUGCAGUUAUUGCGCGUUACCUGUCACAAAUAGUACCUUCAUCGUGUAGGACGAUAGAGGAAGUGAAACAGCGCAUCAAACAGCACCGGCCUGGUUGGAUGUCAUCAUGUGAGACGGUUGAAGGUUUCCUUCAUAGGUCCCUCUUCAGAUACAGUCGACGCUCUCCAGCAUCAGUUAUUAUUUCAACGCAAACGCCGAGAAUGGACGACUGUUGUCAGCAGACGCCACUGUUUACAUUCGGCGUGAUAGCUGACAUUCAGUACGCAGAUAUCGACGACGGCUUCAAUUACUCCCGGACGAGGAAGCGGUACUACAGGAGCAGCCUUCAGCUACUGAAAAAUGCCCAGGAAAGUUGGUCCGAGUCGGCUGUCAGGCCAGGGUUCAUCCUCCAGCUGGGAGACAUUAUCGAUGGUUUUAACAAGGGCCACGACGCCUCUGAGCGGGCCCUGGACAGCGUGCUGAGAGAGUUCAGCUCCAGCCCCGUGGAGGUCCACCAUGUGUGGGGUAACCACGAGUUUUAUAACUUCAGUAGGAGCGCGUUGUUGCGUUCAAAGCUCAACAGCACACUACACACCGACAGGAGCUUCAGUGGAGCCCAGGCUGGGGGUGACAUCUAUGCCUACCACUUCAGCCCGUUCCACGGGUUUAGAUUUGUUGUGCUGGAUGCCUAUGAUGUGAGUCUGCUGGGUAGAGACGAGUCCAGUGAGCAGUACACCACUGCUUUGAAUUUGAUAAAACAGUACAACAACAACGAGGACCUCAACUGUCCCCCAGUGUGUGGGAACCUUGAGCAGAGGUUUACCAAGUUCAAUGGUGGGUUCAGUAAGGACCAGCUGGACUGGUUAGACUCUGUUCUGUCCUCGGCUGAUGAGAAAGGGGAAAAAGUCACUAUUGUCAGUCACCUCCCUGUCCAUCCCCACUCCACAGACCCCAUCUGCCUGGCUUGGAACUUCGAUGAGCUCCUGGACAUCAUACGGUCCCACUUCAGCGUGGUGUGUUUCAUGGCUGGACACGACCAUGACGGUGGAUACCACCGGGAUAAAGACACAGGAGUGCACCACCUGACGUUAGAGGGGGUGAUUGAGACUCCACCACACAGCAACGCCUUCGGCACAGUCUCUGUGUAUGAGGACAGGAUGGUCCUGAAAGGGAAGGGGAGGAUCACAGAUAGAGAGUUUCUGUUCCCAUGAUGACAGAGUCACACAGAUCACAGGGAAAUUACACAAGAUUCAUGACUGAAGGGCUUUUUAGCUGUGAUGGCAAUACUUCUGGAAUAUAUUGGCAUUUUGAGAGGUAUAUUCCAGACUGGAAAAUUUAGGGGAUGUUUGUUACAUUCUCUAAGUAAGUCAGGGAAUUUUACACGAGUCACUUUAUGAGAAUAGGACAAAUGCACAUGCAUAUAUAGACUAUCUUGCAUCACACAUUUAUUGCAUGGCUUAGGGCUGUCUGUAAUUUCUCUACAGCAAGCCCUGUAGUCAGCAAGCCCAAGGAAUACAGUUAUGCUAAUGAGCAUAAUGUUACCAAAACUGACGUUAUAUUUAAAGGCCACGGUGAGAAUACUUAAAAGAUAAAAUACUGACCGCUAUUACAAAAACACAGACACACAUUCUGUCUGCUAUGUGUUUCUUAGAUGCAAGGUAUCAUAUCCACUUACCUCAGCUGAACACAUACUGUACCUCAAAGUUAUUUAUGGCACUUAUAAGUUUUUACUUUUUAAAAAAAAUCCUUACAAAGUGUGAAAUAUAUCUUAUGCACUGGUUGUGUUUUAAACUGGGGGUUAUAUGAUAAAGUUUGCAUAUCUGUACGCAAAUAUUUUAAGGAAUUUUAUUUUCUAUUGGAAUUGUUGCCUUUUUGCAUGUUGCAUAUUGCACAUAACUGACUUUCUUAUACCAUCAUUUGCUGAGCUAUGCAUUGUACAAUGUAGUGGUAAAUAUGAUCAGUGUGGUGUACUGCAAUACACAAUAUUUAUAUAUUACCCAGUUUUCAGGUGCAAAUCUGUAUGAUUUACAAUGUGAAACACUAAGAUGAACAAUAAAAAUCUUUCUGUCAGCAGGUCA